AUGACAAUUCCAAGAUUGGAACUGCAGGCAGCGGUUAUGGGCAGCAGACUGGCGAAUUUUAUCAGCUCAGAGCACAGCAUAUCCAGUGGAAGGAAGUUCAUGUGGACCGACUCUCAGACAGUUCUCAGGUGGAUUCGAUCAGACGCACGUAAGUACCAGACGUUCGUCGCUCAUCGAACUGGAGAAAUUUUGGAAUCGACAGCUCAAAAUAAAUGGCGACGGGUACCUACUAACGAGAACGUUGCAGACGAAGCCGCCAGAGAAACUUAUCCUUUGGAAAUAAAGUCCACGAACAGGUGGUUCACAGGACCGGAAUUUCUCCUGAGAGACGAGUCUGAGUGGCCACAAGUUUCUCUCUCAGAGCAGCAACAGGAAGAGACCCUGGAUUUGAAGAGAGAGUUCUGUGGCACCGUGUCACAGAAGGUAAAUUUCGAUGUUCUGAUUAAUUUUUCCAGGUUUUCGAAAUGGCAUCGGCUGAUUCGCACCUGGGCUUGGACCAAAUUCACCGCAAAAAAAUGGAGAAACUGGCAACGUUCCCAAGACUGCAAAGAUAUUGCAGACAUGACUCUGACAGUUCCUGAGGUGCAGCAAGCGGAAUUGGAAAUUCUCAAGAUGACAGGCAGAUAG
Molecule: messenger RNA, 627 nt
Organism: Belonocnema kinseyi
Lineage: Eukaryota; Metazoa; Arthropoda; Insecta; Hymenoptera; Cynipidae
Exons: 1
Coding region: 1-627 (208 amino acids)
Source: RefSeq, a predicted model, not a curated record